CUCAAGGUUCAGCCUCGGCUACCUAAGUUCCCCUUGCUUUAGCAAGAUGAUGUAGGGGGGUGGAAGUCUCCACUGCCUGAUUUUGAAGGUCUUUUGCAACUCGUAUAGGUGGGCUGGGCCAACCUGUCGGGCAAUUACUGGCCCUUGCAAGUGGUGGCCAUUUGCCAUGGUUGAUGAGCCGUGCGGGCAGGUGCAUGAGUGCAGUCCUACUCUCUGCUGCAUGGUGCUUCAGCAACCCUUUUCAGGUCUUAGGGCUCACGCCCGAGGCCGAUGGCCCAGCGGUGCACCGAGCCUUGCGACGCUUGGCCAAGGUGUAUCAUCCAGAUGUUCCUGAGACCGGCGAUGACCGGCUCUUCCGGCAAGUCCUUUGGGCGGCGGAGGAGCUCAGCAGCCCCGAGCGGCGGCGCAGCUGGACCUUGCGCAAGGCGGCGGUUGAAGCAGAGGAAGCAGGAAGAUAUGCCGGGCGAAAGCCAUUUGAAGAGUAUGAAAUCCUGGAGUCGGAGUUCUUCGACCUCGCUGGGAUGGCGCCGACCGGCCCAAACGCCACGCCGGUGAAGGGGGGUGAACACACUACGGGACGAGGGAGCAUGGCGUGGCUAGCGCCCACGCGCGUGGCAAGAACGCGGCUUCACGGGGUGCCAAGGGCUCCAAAGACAAGAGCCGGAGGGACCGGAGCCGCUACAAGAAGAGCAAACCAUGGCAGCAUCAACGCAAGUGAGCCCUAGGGCUCGGGCGUGUGCCUUUCAGAACUGGACAAAAAA
Molecule: messenger RNA, 761 nt
Organism: Durusdinium trenchii
Lineage: Eukaryota; Dinophyceae; Suessiales; Symbiodiniaceae
Source: the annotation of a GenBank genome assembly